Cuscuta europaea is the source of this 691-nucleotide messenger RNA. The record is from the annotation of a GenBank genome assembly. NCBI's taxonomy places the organism in Eukaryota, Viridiplantae, Streptophyta, Magnoliopsida, Solanales, Convolvulaceae.
GAUCGAGAAUUUCAACAUGCCGUACCUAGAUAUUUUCAGCCAUUAUGAUGAUGGUCGGGAUCUCACUGAUUAUGAUUUCAACAAUGAUGGAUUCAGUCCUCCAGUUGAUGAUGUGAAUAAAAGGAGAUUAGCGUACAGGCAUCGAACUAUAACAGAAAAGUACACAAAGGGAUUGCAUGGCAUUCUUAAUGAAGAUAUGAGAAAAUGUUGGGAAGAUCUUUAUGAAGAAACCGAUACUUAUACAGAUAGAUGGCUCUCAUCAGCUCGGGCUUGCUUGGAACAAUGUGCCAGUGGGAACUCUGAGCUGACUCCCGGUGACUGCUCGGCUGCUGGUGCUAAUGAUGGACAGGGUUCUAAAUACCAACAUGUUAAUGUCCUAGCGACUUCUGGGGCACUCAUACCGAGCAUGGUUAAAUGCCUGCUCUUUCGACUGGGUGAUAUGAUUUCUUGUCAGAACGUCUACAGUUCAUGGGAUGUCGGGAAGAUACAAUGCUUUAAAUGGAUAAAGGAGCGGUUUAGUGUCCAGCAGAACGUGCAGUUUUGUGUCAUUGGAGAUGGAUGGGAAGAAUGUGAAGCAGCGGAAGCCAUGAGAUGGCCUUUUGUUAAAAUGGAUCCGUCGUGUUCAACCAAGUAUCACAGGUUCCCGGGCCUCACCUCGAAACACUUUGAUCUUUACCUUGCUGUUGUGUAU